Molecule: messenger RNA, 4841 nt
Organism: Larimichthys crocea (large yellow croaker)
Lineage: Eukaryota; Metazoa; Chordata; Actinopteri; Sciaenidae
Product: dystrobrevin beta
Exons: 24
Coding region: 638-2638 (666 amino acids)
Biological process (GO): synaptic signaling
Cellular component (GO): synapse; plasma membrane
Molecular function (GO): zinc ion binding
Source: RefSeq, a predicted model, not a curated record
GCGUAUGCUCCCUGUUUGACUUAAACAACGUCUAUUUUUAAGCAUGAAACACGUUAAAAACACGUUAAAUUACGGUAAAAUUUAAAAAUAUAUAUUAUUUACUGUCAAGUGAGUUGGUUUCGUGACACCGCUCUCUGUCACAGAGGGGGCUGGACCGGGACCCGAAGAGAGAGGAGUGACUUUCUUUCAAAAAUAGUAACGCUACACUUCAUCACAGCAGCAACCGGUACAGCAGCACCAGCGGGCGGGUAUGGAGGGUGUGAAACAUGGCUCACUACGGAAAUAAAUAACGGGACCGGGACUAUAUUAUAUGAUUGAAACCAGAAAAAGAGGAGGCGACAAAACACGGUGAAAAGAGGAACCGGACGAGAGAGUAAAGCUAAAAGUCAGUGCCACACGUUUCAGUGUUGAUGUUGGUAUUUGGCCACGAAUACCUGCCGAAAAUAGUCCCCGACGUUUGCACAGGGUGUGCUGCUCAAGGCUGCUCGUGGCGUCCAUCAAAAAUAGAACAUUCGUGUAUUCUGGGCAGAGCAGAGCAGAGACCCGCCUCUGGGACGCUUCUGAACCAGACCGUGGGAUUUCCAGACGUCCUUUAUUGAGGCUCCUCUGUCCUGUGUGACCCCCUGACACAGAGAGGAUGGUGAUGGAGGAGGGGGGGCAGAGAGACAGAGGGAGGGGGACUCCAGCGACAGCAGGACCAGAGGGGAGACAGAUCUUUGUGGAGCUUGCGGAGCAGAACUUUGAUGCCAUUUGUCUCUCUACAUAUCGAACAGCGUGCAAGCUCAGAUUCAUACAGAAGAGAUGCAACUUGCAUCUGAUCGACAUUUACAAUGUGAUUGAGGCGGUGCGGGAUGCUGGUCUGAACGCUGUGGAGUUAAAUGCCGGUAUCUCCGUGACCAGACUGGAGAACUUGGUGUCCUCCCUGUUCAACCAGCUCAGCAAGCGCCUGCCCACCACACACACCAUCAACCCUCGAGAGAGCACCGCCCUGUUAGUCGAAUUCUUACUGGCCGCCGUUGACAGUGAGCCAGACAGCCGUCUGACGGUGCUCUCCGUGAAAGCGAUGCUGGCCAUGCUGUGUGGAGGGAAACUGAUAGAUAAACUCCGCUAUGUGUUUUCUCAGGUGUCUGACUCCAGCGGUGUGUUGCUUCAGUCCAAGUUUGAUGCUUUUCUGAGGGAGGCUCUCAAGCUGCCCACCACUGUGCACGAAGGACCGUCCUUUGGCUACACAAACAACAUUGCACGCUCAUGCUUCCCACAACAGAAGAGGGUGAUGCUCAACAUGUUCCUGGAUAUCACAGCUGACCCUCCUCAGUGUCUUGUCUGGCUGCCUCUCAUGCACCGCCUAGCCAACGUGGAGCAUGUCUAUCAUCCCGUCACAUGCUCCUACUGUCGUGGCAAUGGCAUGACAGGCUUCCGCUAUCGCUGCCUCCGUUGCCGCGGUUACCAGCUCUGCCAGAACUGCUUCUGGCGUGGCAACGCCAGCGGCUCUCAUAGCAACCAGCAUCAGAUGAAGGAGCACUCGUCCUGGAAGUCGCCGGCGAUGAAACUUGGUCGAGCCCUGAGCAGGACUCUGGGCUGUGUGUCGUCCAGAGAGCCCCCUCAUCCCAUUUACCCAGAAGAACCUGAGAGGACCCUCAACCUCUCCAACAUCGUCCCCGCUCGCUCGAUCAGGAACAGCAGUGAGGCCAUGUUGCUGUCCUCAUCAGCGCCCGAGUCCUCCAAGAGUUUGGCAGCCGCUCGGCGCAUGAACGAGGAACACGCUCUGAUUGCUGCGUAUGUGAAUCGCCUCCAGAGCAGUCCAUGUCCCAACAGGCAAGAUGAGGAGCACAAACUGAUCGCCCGCUACACCUCCAGACUGGCAGAGACCGACGGCACAUCAGUGAUACCUAACCGGAGCAUCAACUUUGAUGUGAACAAACAGAAGCGGGAGCUCAUCGCUCAGCUGGAGUGCAAAAACAGAGAGAUCUUGGCAGAGAUCAAACGUCUCCGUGUGGAGCAUGACGCGGCGUGCCAGGCCAGCCCGGAGAAGGGCAGCACCAACCCAACUCUGCUGGCUGAGCUUCGUCUGCUCAGACAAAGGAAAGAUGAGCUGGAGCAGAGGAUGUCGUCCCUGCAGGAGAGCAGGAGGGAGCUGAUGGUACAGCUGGAGGGACUGAUGAAGCUGCUCAAGGAUGAGGAACAGCGACAGGCAGCCCAGGCGGCUGGCUCUUCUCACGCCUCUCCUUCCCGGCCGAGUCCUUCAACAGUCCGCUCUGUCGGCGCCGCGUCUCCCCAGGCUCACAUGUAUCCUCCUCAGGAUUCACUCGCCGGGGUGGGUGGUGACGUACAAGAAGCAUUCGCCCAAGGCCCGAGGAGGAACCUGAGGAACGACCUCCUGGUAGCAGCCGACUCCAUCACCAACACCGUGUCCUCACUGGUCAAAGAGCUUCACUCUGACGAUGUUCGGGAGGAAGAGGAGAGGUUGCUGAACGGGAAGGACAGAGACAGACAGACAGAGACAGGAGGCCGCGGUUCAGCCCCAACACAGUUAAAACGACCGCAGGACAAAUUAAAACAGCAGAGUGAUGCUUCAUCGCGUCCAAAGAAGACCGACCCUGCUGGGAUUUCAAAUAUAUCUUCUCAUAUUCAUCGUUAGCUAUUGGGGAUUAGAGCUCCACUGCCAAUCAACCAAUCACGAUGCUGGACACCAAAUGACCGCUGGGUCCCUACUGAUGUAUAGCUGUGAUUCUGUGUGUCUUGUCACUGUGGUUUUACUUUUUUUGUUUUGAUUUGAUCAUGCGUAGCUAAAACGAGGAAUCUGAAACCUACUGAUUUGUACUGUAGCCUGUGUGCGUUUGUGUGUGUGCGCUCUGCAUUUUGGAGGCGCGAGAGGGACGAGUAAGUGAGAAGGACACGCGAAGAGACAGAUAAAGGUGUGUUAAGGACAUUUGUGAAGGACAGGAAAAGUUUCAGGAUGUAAAAACAGGAGGAGAAACAAAAGAAAGUUUAAAAAAAGAUGAGAAGUGAGUUGUAACGUUUAAAGUUUCGGCACUGUGUGCUCAGUAUUUAUUGCUUUGAUUUGAUUUUUUGACAUUUAUUCAAUUCAGUUUGAGCGUUCAUGCGUACAUGAGUGUGGUCAGGCCCUGCUGAGACGAUAAGCUUUAACGGGACGUUUCCUGCUGUAUCAAACCCAGCCUUUCCUCCCUCUACCCCUCCCCAUCCGUUUGGCUGUGGCGAUGCAGAAAGUUGAAGUCCUGGUCCUGGUCCAGGUGUCCCUGAAACUGGACCAGAUUAGUACCAUAGGUGCUGGUAUGAUAGCAGCUCAGGUUGUCCAGGCCUCUCUGUGUAUCUCGGUACUGCAUAGGGACUCGAAUCAAAGAGGAGAUAUCUGAUUACUGUGUGUGUAUGUGUGAGAGUGUGUGUAAGAGAGAGAGAGAAUAUAAAACCAUUCGCUUCAACAGGGUCAGUGUAACAGAGUGGCAAAGUGGGUGGAGGAGUAGGCUGUGGUGGUAUGUAUCCCCGUUAUAAAAGGAUUCUUUAGAAGUUCAGUUCACCCACAUUAUAAAUCUGAGGAGACGCAUGAUUCUGAUGAUGAUAAUAAUACAAACAAUACAAUACAGAGCCGGUCUAGACUGUACUCCCCACCAUGAGCAAACACCUCCUUUAACAGGCAUAUAGCAGCAUGACUAAGGCAUGUUUGAGGAGUCACCUGAGCCAGCACUAACUAUAAUCAACUCUAUCAAUGCCGAGCAGCUUUUCUUCACGGCUCAUGUUUUACGGUUUAGGUGAACUUCUCCUUUUUAAUGAUGCUCCUCGAUAUGGACACAUCAGAAUAUGAAUAUAUAUAUUUUUACAUUUAAUUUUUAAGCUUUGUCUCAUGAAUAAUUUAAUUCAAACAUCAUGUUGGGAUGUUUUUCAUAUUUUCUCUGAAUACUACAAUACCCAUGAACCCUCUGCGGCUACUGCUGUGGAUAAAAAGGCAGCCAGUGCCACGAAGCACAGCUGUAGAAAAUCUAAAAUAUUUUAUUGUGAAAUAAAGAUUUCAAAACAAAGAAGCGCUGUUGCUGAACUCAUCCAACAGGAAGUUUUAAGGAAUUUUAAGCUCUGUGAUUGGAGGUUAUCUUACUGCAGGGCUCCUUGGGAGGUGUAGUUCCUCCCUAAACAUGUAUCUUUUGAACUUUGGAUUCAACUGCUUGUUACUGAACAUUAUCUAUGCAAAAAGUGAACAUGACUUUUAUUUUUUUAAACACUGCCUGCCCACAACAACUCCUCACACUUUGCUACUUGUUGUUGCCUUUCAAGCUUCCUGCGAAACGCAGUGGAUUCUGGGUGUUUAAACAUCUCUGUAGAUGUCGAAUUACACCUAGCACCCCAUAAAAUCUUCAGACUGAUAUAUGUAUGCAAAUAAGAUAUAAGCCAAAGCGACUUACUGAGCUUGUGUCUGGUCAUUUAUUUUCAUGUAACAGAGAAUUUUAUCAAGAAUGUGUUUUUUUUUUUUUUUUUUUUUGUAGCAUUUCAGGGUGUUCGCUCAUAGGAAGCUGCAUUUUACUGUUGUACAUUGUUUUGUCUCAGACUUCACCAGCCCUCCACAUUUAUUGACUGACUGACUGCGGCUGAGAUGAUCACAUUUUCAGCCCGCUGAGUGAUUGACUGUACGAGUGGUUUAAUAGAUGAAUGAGUUUCAGUGUGUGUGUGGUAAAGAGAGAGCGAGAGAGAAAUCAAGACUGACAGGACAGACGUGUUCUGGCAUGAAACUGUAAAAAAAACAAACCUUCAGCUCUGAACCUGCCGGAGCUGACGGCGUGAGUGAAAAGUGUUGAUCUGUGUUACAUCUUCAAUAAAUAAUAUGUAACGUCAAA